AUGGGCAGCCAGGAGAAGGUAGAAACAAUUGAAAGCAGAGAAUGGUACUUGGCAGCCCAUGCACCAGAAGGUGUUCCAACGUCUGAUCAUCUUAAACUCCGGACUUUCAGUAUAUCUCUGGCCGAUGAAUCCAUCCAUGAAAACCACGUAGUGGUUAAGAUCCUCUACAUCUCCGUUGAUCCAUAUCUACGCGCCAUUAUGACUGGUAUUGAUGACGGUUUGUGCCUUCCCCAGUUCCAGAUUAACCAGGUGAUAUUUUCAUAUGGUAUUGGAAGAGUGAUUCGGUCGAAGGAAAGUAAUUAUUCAGGGGGUGAUUUUGUGCCAAGUCCCGUUAUGCCAGUAGCUGAAUAUUCAAUGGUGCAACCAUCUCAGUUACGUUUCAAGAAUAUUGAUCCAGGGCCAGGAAUUCCAUUUACAGACUAUCUUAGCACUUUAGGGGUAGCUGGAUAUGCAGCAUGGGUGGCACUUAAGAUGAUAGGGAACCCAAAACCAGGCUCAAAUGUGUUUAUAUCAGCGGCUGCCGGAGGUGUCGGUAUGCAUGCCGGACAGUUGGCUAAACUCAAAGGUUGUAAUGUCAUUGGAAGCACAGGAACGGAUGAAAAGGUGGAGCUCUUAAAGGAGAUCGGAUAUGAUGAUGCAUUCAACUAUAAUGCAUCAGAAUCAUUUGAUGCUGCCUUAAGCAAGUAUUGUCCUGAUGGCAUUGAUUUUUACCUUGACAAUGUUGGAGGUAAGAUGCUAGAGGCUGUUCUCAACCACGUCAACCACAAGGCCCAUAUCGUCCUCUGUGGAAUGAUAUCUCAAUAUAAUAAGGUUUGGAAGGAGAGAGAUGGGAUAAGGAAUCUGUUGAACAUGGUUGGUAAAGAGGUAAAAAUGGAGGGGUAUUUGAUGAGUUCAUUGGAUCAUAGAUUCGGUGAUUUUACAAAGGAGAUGGAGACCUACAUAAAACAAGGCAAAAUUAUUUCAAAACAUGUUAUUUAUAACGGAAUUGAGAGCUUCUUGGAGAGCUUAGGAUCCAUGUUCUCAAGCUCUAAUAUAGGCAAGGUCUUGAUUCAAAGUAGAAACAAGAUUUAA
Molecule: messenger RNA, 1071 nt
Organism: Mangifera indica (mango)
Lineage: Eukaryota; Viridiplantae; Streptophyta; Magnoliopsida; Sapindales; Anacardiaceae
Product: 2-alkenal reductase (NADP(+)-dependent)-like
Exons: 7
Coding region: 1-1071 (356 amino acids)
Molecular function (GO): 2-alkenal reductase [NAD(P)H] activity
Source: RefSeq, a predicted model, not a curated record